This is a messenger RNA of Propithecus coquereli (Coquerel's sifaka), 2045 nucleotides long. RefSeq names its product ubiquitin-like modifier activating enzyme 6 (gene UBA6). Lineage: Eukaryota; Metazoa; Chordata; Mammalia; Primates; Indriidae. Gene Ontology annotation, cellular component: cytoplasm. Gene Ontology annotation, biological process: protein modification by small protein conjugation. The transcript is spliced from 12 exons. The record is from RefSeq and is a predicted model, not a curated record. Gene Ontology annotation, molecular function: ubiquitin-like modifier activating enzyme activity.
AUGGAGGGAUCCAAGCCGGUCGCCGCCCCUCAGGGGGAUGAGGCGUCCUGCUCUUCCUGGGGGACUGGCAGUACAAAUAAAAAUCUGCCCAUCAUGUCAACAGAAUCUGUGGAGAUUGAUGAUGCAUUAUACAGUCGACAGAGGUACGUUCUUGGAGACACAGCAAUGCAGAAGAUGGCCAAGUCCCAUGUUUUCUUAAGUGGUAUGGGUGGUCUUGGUUUGGAAAUUGGUAAGCAAUAUUUGUAUUCAUAAUUUUGUGCACUUACAAUUCAUGAUACACAAAAAUGCCAAGCAUGGGAUCUAGGAACCAACUUCUUUCUUUGUGAAGAUGAUAUUGUUAAUAAAAGAAACAGGGCUGAAGCUGUACUUCAACAUAUUGCAGAACUAAAUCCAUAUGUUCAUGUGACAUCGUCUUCUGUUCCUUUCAAUGAGACCACAGAAUUGUCCUUCUUAGGUAAAUACCAGCGGGACCCCCCUGAAGAGGAAAUACCAUUUUGUACUCUAAAGUCUUUUCCAGCCACUAUCGAACAUACUAUACAAUGGGCAAGAGAUAAGUUUGAAAGCUCAUUUUCCCACAAGCCUUCAUUAUUUAACAAAUUUUGGCAAACCUAUCCAUCUGCAGAAGAAGUCUUGCAGGUGGUUCAAACAGAUGAAACUGCAAGGAAACCAGACCAUGUUCCUAUUAGCAGUGAAGAUGAGAGGAAUGCUGUUUUCCAACUAGAAAAGGCUAUUUUAUCUAAUGAAGCUACCAAAAGUGACCUUCAGAUGGCAGUGCUUUCAUUUGAAAAAGAUGACGAUCGUAAUGGACACAUAGAUUUCAUCACAGCUGCAUCAAAUCUUCGUGCCAAAAUGUACAACAUUGAACCAGCUGACCGUUUCAAAACAAAGCGCAUAGCUGGCAAAAUUAUACCUGCUAUAGCCACAUCCACUGCUGCAGUUUCUGGCUUGGUUGCCUUGGAGAUGAUCAAAGUAACUGGUGGCUAUCCAUUUGAAGCCUAUAAAAAUUGUUUCCUUAACUUAGCCAUUCCAAUUAUAGUGUUUACAGAGACAUCUGAAGUAAGAAAGACUAAAAUCAGAAAUGGAAUAUCAUUUACAAUUUGGGAUAGAUGGACUAUACAUGGAAAAGAAGAUUUCACUCUCUUGGAUUUCAUAAAUGCAGUCAAAGUGAGAUACUUUUAUUGACUUGGUUCGUUAGCUUUGAGUAUGGUUUCUUCAGCAAAUCAUUCUUUUAUUUUACAGAAUUUACCAAAAUAUUCAUCCUUGCUUAUUUUUCUUAGAAUGCAUAAACUUGUGAAACCUUCUACUGAAAAGAAAUAUGUGGAUCUUACGGUGUCAUUUGCCCCAGAUACUGAUGGAGAUGAAGAUUUGCCUGGACCUCCAGUAAGAUACUACUUCACUCAUGACACUGAUUAAUGGAAGUUACCUUAAGGUUACUCCAGAACUACUUAAUUUUGAAAAGAAGGCACUUAAUUCAGCAGCUAAAAAAAUCAGCUCAUAAUAUUACGGAUUUCUCUUUGAUGAAGCCUUAAUUUAAGGGAAACAUCAGUAUGAAACUACCCUGACAAAUUGUAAAACAUUUUGGAGCGCAGUGUACACUUGUCUAACAGUUCACACGUGGCUGUGAUCACAAGCAGCUUUGAAGUGGAAUGCCAUUUUAUGACUUAAAGCAGAUUUGUGUAUUUACCUGUUUGGAUAAAAAGAAGGAAAAAAUAUUUGUGACCAGAGGAGAUCAGGAAAUUGAAAGUAACAAAUGGAACUAUCCAAAAAGGUUAAUCCUAUUUUAUGAAUUGUUUUUGUUUGUUUAGUAUUUGAAGCCCAUUUUUCUACACAAAUAGUAGCACCCUGCACCUGUCCAGUGAGUAGGCUUUGAGAAUUUAAUACCGGUGUAAAGGGUAAGGAUGGUAGUGGUGCAUGAAGAAUAGACAUUUUAAAUUGUGCAGUUAGAAUUACUGUCCUAUUACCUUUGCUAGUUUAAUAAGAGUUUAUUAUAUCACUGUCUCCCCAAAACCAGGAUUUUUGUUGAUAGCGUCAUUGUUGUAAGCCAU